Syngnathoides biaculeatus (alligator pipefish) is the source of this 3415-nucleotide messenger RNA. It is a transcript of the gene ntn1b, whose product is annotated as netrin 1b. Lineage: Eukaryota; Metazoa; Chordata; Actinopteri; Syngnathiformes; Syngnathidae. The record is from RefSeq and is a predicted model, not a curated record. Bases 165 to 1970 code for a protein of 601 amino acids. The transcript is spliced from 7 exons. Gene Ontology annotation, molecular function: protein binding.
AGAGAGAGAGAGAGAAAAAGUUUUUUUUUUUGGUCCAUGAACUGGAAAGGUUAUGAGUUGUAGCUUUAGACGUUUUGCAGCACUCUGACUGGCUGAGUAGGUUUUAUUGGAUUUAAAGUUAUUUUUUUUUUCCAGGUGAAAACCACCGCGGCGCACGGACUACGAUGCGGAGGAUUUUGGAGGUUUGGCUGACCUUAGUGACACUCUGCGCCCUGGGCGCGGGGGUCUUCGGGGGCUACGGGCUGAGCAUGUUUGCUGCCCAGUCCUCCCCUCCGGACCCGUGCUACGACGAGAACGGCAACCCUCGAAGGUGCAUCCCCGACUUUGUCAACUCAGCCUUCGGCAAGGACGUGCGCGUGUCCAGCACGUGCGGCUCACCCGCGGCCAGGUACUGCAUAGUGGCCGAAAAGGGGGACGAAAGGACGCGCGAAUGCCACACCUGCAACGCGGGGGACCCAAAGAAAGGUCACCCGUCCGCUUAUUUGACAGACCUGAACAACCCGCACAACCUCACCUGCUGGCAGUCGGAGAACUACGCGCAGUACCCCCAAAACGUCACACUUACCUUGUCCCUGGGCAAGAAGUUCGAAGUCACCUACGUGAGCCUGCAGUUUUGCUCACCCAGACCGGAAUCCAUGGCCAUCUAUAAGUCCAUGGACUACGGCAAGUCCUGGGUGCCCUUCCAAUACUACUCGACCCAGUGCAAGAAGAUGUACAACCGGCAGAACAAGGCGGCGAUCACCAAGCAGAACGAGCAGGAGGCCGUCUGCACCGACUCCCACACGGACAUGCACCCGCUGACCGGGGGUCUCAUCGCCUUCAGCACGCUGGACGGAAGACCCUCGGCGCACGACUUCGACAACUCCCCGGUCCUCCAGGACUGGGUGACCGCCACAGACAUCAAGGUGAUCUUCAGCCGGCUGCACACCUUCGGGGACGAGAACGAGGACGACUCGGAGUUGGCUCGAGACUCCUACUACUACGCCGUGUCGGACCUGCAGGUGGGCGGACGCUGCAAGUGCAACGGCCACGCGUCCAAGUGCGUCAAGGACAGAGAAGGUCAGCUGGUGUGCGAGUGCAAGCACAACACGGCGGGACCCGAGUGCGACAGGUGCAAACCUUUCCACUACGACCGCCCCUGGCAGCGCGCCACGGCGAGGGAAGCCAACGAGUGUGUGGCCUGCCACUGCAACCUCCACGCACGUCGCUGUCGCUUCAACAUGGAGCUGUACAAGCUGUCAGGCCGCAGGAGCGGAGGGGUGUGUCUGAACUGUCGACACAACACGGCGGGCCGUCAUUGCCACUACUGCAAGGAAGGCUUCUACAGGGACAUGAGCAAGUCCAUUUCACACCGGAGAGCGUGCAAAGCAUGCGACUGCCAUCCAGUCGGAGCAGCGGGGAAGACGUGCAACCAGACGACAGGCCAAUGUCCUUGCAAGGACGGCGUCGCGGGAAUCACAUGCAACCGCUGCGCCAAGGGUUACCAGCAGAGUCGCUCCCCUAUUGCCCCCUGCAUCAAGAUUCCAGUUGCAUCCCCUACAGCGACUUACAGCAGCUACGAUGAGACAUCAGAUUGCGAAUCCCAUUGUAAAGCUUCCAAAGGGAAGAUGAAGAUCACCAUGAAGAAGUACUGUAAAAAAGACUACGCCGUCCAGGUGCAUGUGCUCAAAGGGGACAAGGCAGGCGAGUGGUGGAAGUUCACCGUCAACAUCAUAUCUGUCUACAAGCAAGGGGAGCACCGCAUCCGUCGCGGGGACCAGCUCCUGUGGGUGCGCGCCAAAGACGUGGCCUGCAAGUGCCCCAAGAUCAAACCCGGCAGGAAGUACCUGCUCAUGGGCUCGGACGAUGACGACUCUCCCGGGCAGAGCGGAGUGGUGGCGGACAAGGGGAGCCUGCUCAUCCCUUGGAAGGACCUGUGGGGGCGUCGCCUCCGGAAGUUCCAGCAGCGCGAUAAGAGGGGGAAGUGCUAGAGAAAAAAGAGGAGAGGGGGAAGGAGAGAGGGAGGGAGGGAUGCAAGGAAGGAGGGAUGACAAGAAAAAACUGGAAGAAUAAUUCCUAGAAAAGUGCAGAUGAAAAGUAGGAGGGGUGACUGAGUGUGGCGGCUCUGAGUUGGGACAAAAGUUGAAGAAAAUUAAAAAGAAGAAAAAGAAAAGCAGGAGCUCAUGUUAUGGUCAUUCUGUUUCUGUUUGUUUGUUUGCAGAGUUUGCACCUAAUGUUAAAAAAAAGUCACCUCCAGACUGUUUAUCUUGUCAAAAUCCCCUAAUUACCUGUAACCCCAUUUUUAGAAAUUUCCCAGAAUUGAACUUAAAUGUAUUUUCCCAUCAAUGUAAAAAUAAGAUGCCAAACUUUUCCGCGGUGAAAUUGUGAACGUGUUCCUAGCUGUGGUCUUCUCGUGAGCAAAUGCAAACGUUACCCACUAAGCCGGUUCAUAGUGACAGUCUGUUGCCCCGGUGAGCGCUGCAUUGUGAAGUAACUUUACGCGCAUACACGCUAGCUACGUAGAUGAUGUCAUCGCAUCAACUGCAUCUAGAAUACAACCAUCAACCCUGCACUUACUUUUGACUCGUGGACUCUUUUAGAACAUAUGAGAUAUGUCCACAUUUUUUCCACGUGGCAUCCAAAAGGUCAAAUAUACGGCAUUCUCCACUGUGCCAUUUGAUGCAAAAACAUCUGUAUAGUUACGUCUGACGGAAAUAUGUGAUAUUAACUAUUGGAAAGUGCCACUUGUACAGGUAAUAAUGCUUCUCUGCCCGACAAAUUGUUGUUGAAUGUAUGCAUUGCUUUUUUUUUUUUCCGGAUAAAAACCAAACCAUUUUAACUUUAUUAAUACCUAACUUGCUUGUUUAAUUUUGUGCUGUAUCUAUAAUCACACAUUGCAGUAAAAAGGCUGUGACUUUUUUAAAUUAUGGGUAAGGAAAGCCUCCCGGAUCUUCAUUAUUGUAUAUAUUUUACUCGAUAAGCGUUUUAACGUUGUUUCCAUUUGUUAAUUGACAGUCCGCCGCCACACUUUUCUCGAUACAGUAAUCAAAAAAAGAUGUAUUAUAUUUCUAUGGAAGUAAAAAACACAUUGACCUGCUGAAAACUGGACUUGUAUCAGGAGGUCUUGGUUCAUGGCCAACGUGACGUUACAGCAUUGCCUUGAGAUAUGAGUUAAAUUGAUUGUGUCCCGAUGCUUACAACUCAAAACACUUCAAUCUAAAACCCUCUUUCCCCAUUGAAAUAAACGUGAAUGCCAUCAGUACUACCCACCUCCCCCAAAAAACGACCAAAAUGUGCAUCAUGUGUUUCAUAAUCAGGAAAUUAAAAACAGGGUAAUAACAGAAUAAUUAAACAGCUUCUGCCUCAUGAUGAAUUUUUUACAGCUUCUUCUGGUAUGCAUGACUUGGACAGAGACACACACACACACACACACACA